Microtus ochrogaster (prairie vole) is the source of this 1182-nucleotide messenger RNA. It is a transcript of the gene Tmem53, whose product is annotated as transmembrane protein 53. Lineage: Eukaryota; Metazoa; Chordata; Mammalia; Rodentia; Cricetidae. The record is from RefSeq and is a predicted model, not a curated record.
UGACAAACGUGGUGGAUGUCAUGUCCUGCAUUGCAGAGUCUGCUGGAUAAGGGGAGAGUGACAGACAUUAAACACGUGUGUGAGUCUACCAUGAUCAGUAACAGAUUGGGUCGUGCCCCUUUCCCACCCCAGAACUUUUAUUCUCUCUUUAUUGCUAUGGUAUAAAGCCCCCAAAUCAGCGGAAUCAGACCCAGUCCCGCUCUUUGCUGCCCGUCUGCCUGUUGCUCUCCGUCUUCCAGGGUCCCAGCUCCAGGGCUGCUUCCUGUGGCCGAGAUGGCUUACCACAGCCCUGCCCUGCCCAUGCCCUCUGUCUACCCUGCAUGCCCCCACUGGACCUUUGAGGCAUGGCAGGGAACAUGACUUCCUCAGGGACCCCCAGCCAAGGGGGGAAGGAGGCCAGGAAGCAGCUGCCUGUGGUGAUUCUCUUGGGCUGGGGUGGCUGCAGGGACAAGAAUCUGGCCAAGUAUAGCGCCAUCUACCACAAAAGGGGCUGCAUUGUGAUCCGAUACACGGCCCCCUGGCAUAUGGUCUUCUUCUCUGAGUCCCUGGGCAUCCCCUCACUUCGUGUGAUGGCCCAGAAGCUGCUCGAGCUCCUCUUUGACUACGAGAUUGAGAGGGAACCACUGCUCUUCCACGUCUUCAGCAACGCCGGCGUCAUGCUCUACCGCUACGUGCUGGAGCUCCUACAGACCCACCCGCGCUUCAGCCACCUGCACGUGGUGGGCACCAUCUUUGACAGUGGUCCUGGUGACCGCAACCUGGUAGGGGCCCUGAGGGCCCUGGCAACCAUCCUGGAGCGCUGGCCUGCUGCGCUGCGCCUGUUGCUCCUGGUGGCUUUUGCCAUGGUCAUAGUCCUGUUCCACUUCCUGCUCGCUCCGUUCACGGCCCUCUUCCACACCCACUUCUAUGACCGGCUGCAGGACUCAGGCUCCCACUGGCCUGAGCUCUACCUCUACUCCAAAGCUGAUGCGGUGGUCUCAGCCAGAGACGUGGAACGCAUGGUAGCGGCACGCCUGGCUCACCAGGUCCUGGUGCGCUCAGUAGACUUUGUGUCAUCUGCACAUGUCAGUCACCUCCGUGACUAUCCUACUUACUAUACAAGUCUGUGUGUCGACUUCAUGCAAAACUGUGUCCAGUGCUGAGGUUCUGCUCCAGAAUAAAUGUCGGGCACCUCCCUUCAAC